Drosophila innubila is the source of this 1504-nucleotide messenger RNA. It is a transcript of the gene Vps16B, whose product is annotated as vacuolar protein sorting-associated protein 16B. The record is from RefSeq and is a predicted model, not a curated record. Lineage: Eukaryota; Metazoa; Arthropoda; Insecta; Diptera; Drosophilidae. The transcript has 2 exons. Gene Ontology annotation, cellular component: cytoplasm. The coding region runs from base 30 to 1430 and encodes 466 amino acids. Gene Ontology annotation, biological process: intracellular protein transport; vacuolar transport.
UCAAGUUUGCAUAAAAAAAACAAAAACAAAUGGAAUCACAAUUUGAUAAUGCAGAUGAAAACUACUGGAAUCGCUCGUCGAGGGCGGCCUUUAGCUUUGACGAUGAGGAUGACAUCGAUAUUGAUGAUAUUGGCAAAAGCGGCACAAGUUCGGAUCAAACAAAGUUGAGCAGCAAAUGGGAUAAUAAUGCUAUAUUCAAUGAUGACUCGAUUUCCGAGGCUAGUUUUGACAAUAGUGCUGCGCUGGGAACACUCAAUCAUCUGUCGAUCAAAGCCAUAUUGAGUGAGGAAGCUUUAAAGCUGGUGCUGCAGGAACAAACAUUGGAUGAUCAUGUCCUGGCCAAAGGAGUGACACCAGAGGAGGAGCUGAAGCUGCUGCGACGACAGAUUCAGAGCACGCUCUACAGUCCCAAUCUGGAGGCAACGGCACAAAAGUUGCUGCAUGGAAAAUUGGCGCCACUGGAAAUGUUUAAAUCACUCCAAGAGAAACAGGAAUUGCUGGACACGCUGUUGAGCCAUGGAGGAGAUGCUGUAAUUGGUGUGCUGCUAUUCCUCAAGCGUACACUAAACUCGACACAGUUUCAUAGCAUUCUGGAGCAGCGUCCAAAGGCGUUGGAGCAUUAUCUUAGUUAUCUGCGUCAAUCUGGCGAUGUGAGCAACUAUAUUGUGAUCCUGCAACGCUUUGGACGACACCAGGAGGCAGCUCUACGACAGUUUCAGGCCGCCAUUGGCUGCAGUGAAAUGUCCACAAGGAAACAAGAAUUGCAACGACUCAUUGAUGCGUAUGCCAGCGCCGGAUUGGGCAUAAUUCCACUCUAUGAGCAAAUCUUUCAUGCCGCCCUAAAGCUGCAGUUGCUUCAUGAAAAGGAGCAACUGAGUCAUCGGUUUGGUGCACAUGCCACGCCCAUUGAACUGCUCUAUGUGUGCUGCACGCAAAACAAGAACUGGAAGGAUCAGGAUAUGCUUAAGCUCACCUCCCCACAACGCUUUGCAGCGGAUCAGGAAAUCUCAGCGGCACAAUAUGAAUGGACAGCGUUGAAUGAACGUGCCCAAGCGCAGGCAUAUGCCGACUUGGAGUGCAUCUUUGAGCGUGUCUCCACUUGGCAUCCACUCAAGUCACGGCAAUUCCACAUCAGCUUUGAUCUGUCGUUGGCUGUGCAAAGACUCUUUGAGCUGCAAGCUCCCGCCACGGUGCUACAGCUAUUUCUGUCCAAGAUGAGCAACAGCAGCGAGAAAUUGGCGCUGGCACAGCGGGUCAAGUGCAUCAAGGCGGUCAUCGAUGCGAUGGUGAGCCUGAAACAGCAGCAGGAGCUGCAGCAACUCAAGGAAUCUCUACCCGACAAAUCCGAGGAGCAAUUUUACUGUGAGAAUGCACUGAAAUCUUUGCAAAGCAAACGCUGGACAACGGACAAUAUUAAACUAAAGCUUUAAAAAGCACUCAAUUAUAUAGAUUCAUAAACUUUGAACAAUUAAAUUGUCUCAGCAAUGUUGUGUUAAAUUUUAAA